GCACUCUUGUAAUACUUUUAACUAUCGAAUAUUGGCAACACUAAUAUCUAGUCUCUCUCUAAUCUGUGGUGACUGACUUUUCAUAUGUAAUUCUUUGACUGAUGUUGUGAAAAAAACCAAAACAAAUCGACUUGUUGAAAGCAGCUGAAAGUCUUGAAAGUAACAAUGACUUCUGAAAAAAAUAUUUUCAAAAAAUAUGCUACAGAAUAUGACCCGAUUAAGAUAGCCUCUAUUGAUGGCACAGAUGUGGAGCCGCACGAUCGCGGCGUGGUGCGUGCGCUAUGCUCUGAGUACACGACCAACAAGCUGGUAAAGGGAGAUCCGCAGCGGACCUUGUUUAUCGGCAGGCUCAAUCCAAGGACUACACAGGAUACAAUACAAUCGGAAUUCUCUAAAUUUGGCAAAAUUGUCCACUGUCGACUGGUCAAAGACAUUGUGACAGGCAAAUCUAAACAGUACGCUUUUGUGGAGUAUGAGAGUUACAGUGACAUGGACAAGGCCUACAAAGACAUGCACAGGGAAUAUAUAGAUGGAGCAGAAAUCAUUGUUGAAAGAGAGGCAGAGCGGAGGCUGAGAGGCUGGCGACCUCGGAGGCUCGGAGGAGGAUUCGGUGGACAGAAAGAGUCAGGACAACUCAGAUUUGGCAGUAGAGAAAGACCAUUUAGGAAGCCAUUGAUUGCUUAA
Molecule: messenger RNA, 684 nt
Organism: Galleria mellonella (greater wax moth)
Lineage: Eukaryota; Metazoa; Arthropoda; Insecta; Lepidoptera; Pyralidae
Product: U11/U12 small nuclear ribonucleoprotein 35 kDa protein-like
Exons: 4
Coding region: 166-684 (172 amino acids)
Biological process (GO): mRNA splicing, via spliceosome
Cellular component (GO): U12-type spliceosomal complex; precatalytic spliceosome
Molecular function (GO): snRNA binding; mRNA binding
Source: RefSeq, a predicted model, not a curated record